This is a messenger RNA of Magnusiomyces paraingens, 849 nucleotides long. RefSeq lists its product as uncharacterized. The coding region runs from base 1 to 849 and encodes 282 amino acids. The record is from RefSeq and is a predicted model, not a curated record. The transcript has a single exon. Lineage: Eukaryota; Fungi; Ascomycota; Dipodascomycetes; Dipodascales; Dipodascaceae.
AUGAAAUUCUCUAAGACUGCUAUUUUUCUUUUUGCAACUUACUCAUUUGCAGCUCCGGUAACUGAGGCUAACUCUGGAAAUGGGGGUUAUGACUCGAAAUCCAAGUGUUCUACCUGUGUAAAAGUAAUUCCCGGAGUUAUUUCAGGUAUGAUUGGUGGUGGCACUGGGGGAACUAUUGGAACUGGAGCCACUGGUGGGGCUAUCACUGGAACAACUACUGGCGGAACCACUUCAGGCGGAACCACUUCUGGUGGAACCGCUUCUGGUGGAACUACUUUGGGCCAAAAUACAGUAAAUAAUGUGUCAAACAUUACUAACAAAGUUUCCAAUACUAAUACAUCUAAUAACAGUGCCAAUAACACUAAUAAUAAUACAAACGGAAAUACCAACAAAAAUGCCAACAACAACAAUAACGACAACAAGAACAAUAAUUCCAAUGAAAACCAGAACAACAACACUAACCAAAAUGCUAACUACCAAGUUAACUUUUCUGCUAAUUUUAAUGUUGUGACCAUUUAUAUUCUCCCUAAUGGUAUCCUUUCACUCACACCUGCUAAUGGUUCUGUUCCGUUUAGCUACAUUAUUAAUGGGAACUCAUUGAUCACAGCAUCCCCUGGGUUUAGUUCUGGAACAGUAGUUGUAAACAGUGAUGGUUCUCUUCAAAUUGUACAAAGUGGAUCCUCUUUUAAUAAUUGGAUUUCUGAAGGUGGAUAUAUUACUCCGGGUGGACGCACCAUUUAUGCUUGCCCAGAUUCUACUGGAGCUUACACUUUAUACUGUGACAACGUUUGUCCUGGUGGAAAAAUUGUUGCCUUCACUUCAGAUGGCACUUGCGGUCUUCAAAAAUGA